CACGAAACACGCACGCGGACGAAAUAAUUAUACUUCAACAUGAAGGAGGAAUUCUAGAUACUUUGGACAAAUGUUUUGUUCUUCUGUUGUGGUUAAUGAGCUGCUCUCCAUAAUCAAGUUGAGACAAAAAAGGUCAUAUUAUGAACCAAUUUAAUUCAAUGGGUUUUAUGAGAAAAUUUCUUGUGCAAGUUAGACUUGUAGGACUUUCCAAGAAUUGCUGUUCAUCAUUGCCUUUUAUACAAGCCAGGGGUUUAACAAAAAGUGUUCUUGCAUCACCUGUUAAACCACAACAAAACUGGAUCAGGUGUAAAAGGAUAAGCCUUGGCUUACCAUCAGUCCUAUGCGCUUUCAAGUCUGUUUCUGUGAAGACCCUGGCUAAGGAUAUUUCAGCCGUCAAGUCUGCCAGUGAAUAUCUUUACUUGUAUGACAGAUUUAAGGACUCACCUGCCAUGACUCAAAUGAAUCGCAUAACAAUUCUGCAUCAUUUGGCCAAGGUGGCUGCCAGUGGACCAAAGAAAAACUUCUUCUCUACAAGAAAAGUUCUAAAUGAUGAAAUGGAAAUUUUUAUCACCUUGUUGAACAAUAUUGGAAAUGAUCUUGAGACAUGCAAGACUCGUGAUCUUGCGACUAUUGUAUGGUCAUUAGGAAAACUAAGGGAGCAUGAUGCAUGGUUUGUUACAGAAUGCGAGAAUGAAAUACUUCGGCGAGAUCAGACCUCAUUUCGGACACCAGCAGUGUGUAAGAUUCUUAUUGGUUUUGCUUCACUUGACUUGAAAAGAUCCAAGUUCUUUGGAAUUGUUGAACAAAGAAUUCUGGAUGGGCAGCUUAAGAUGGCGAAAUUUGAAAAUCGUGGACUGGCUGGUGUUCUGUGGUCUUUUACCAAAACUGGAAAUGAGAGUAAAGAACUAUUAGAAAAGUUCCAAGAAGAGAUUUUGUUGAGAGGUGUGAGAGAAUUUAGCAAUGACCAGCUUGCUCAGUUUUUAUGGUCAUUCACCCAGAAAGGAAUUGUACCAUGUGAUAAACUGUUUUCAAUUACAGAAGAGGAAAUUUUGCAAAGACCAGUUAGAGAUCUCAGUGCUCAUUGCCUCAAGAUGCUGUUAUGGUCCUUUGCAAGAGCUGGAUUUGAAGGGAGAGAAGGGCAUGAUCUUUUUGCUAGUUUAAGUCCUGAAUUAAUACGGAGAGGUGUUCAUGAUUUUGAUGCAGAUGAUCUCUCAAUGUUAGCAUGGGCAUUUGCCAAAAGGUGCCCAGAUGCCCUAGAGAUCUUUGAUGUCAUAGAAGAAGAACUCUACUUAAGAGGUUUUGCAGAGUUUGGAAACCAAGAAUUGUCAUGUCUUUUAUGGUCAUUUGCAAUGUCCGGUCAUACAAGUACUGAGCUUUUUCUUAACAGCCAAAAGGUAUUGAUUUCAAGGGAUUUAAGUAUGCUAAAAGCUGAGCAGUUUACUCAGUUAGUUUGGGCAUUUGGAAAAUCAACACUUUUAAGAUCAGAAUUUUUAACAAAAGCAGUGAGUGACAUAUUAUCACAUGCUACUGUUUACUCUGAUGAGGAACUGUGUAUGAUAUUAAAUGGAUGUGUUCAGGUAUCAGUAGAUAUCCAAGAGCCUCUUAAGCAGUUGAAAAGAGAAGUUUUGGAUAGAAACAUGCCUCAAAAUAAACCUGAGCUCAUUCCUCAAUUGGCCUCAGGUUUCUCUACAUGUAGCUAUGAAGCAGCAUCAGUAUUUGAUGCGAUAGAGAAAUCACUGCUCACUAACGGCCUUUCUAUGUAUACAGAGCAAGAACUGCAAGGUUUAAGUAUGGCUUUUUCUAUAAUGGAUAGAGAAUUUCCCAAAGUAAAGCAAAAACUAUAGGAAGGGGGGGGGGAAAGUUGAUUGAGUGGAAAAUAUAUAAAACAGCAUUAUCCAUUAAAAAGAUUAGU
Molecule: messenger RNA, 1912 nt
Organism: Pocillopora verrucosa
Lineage: Eukaryota; Metazoa; Cnidaria; Anthozoa; Scleractinia; Pocilloporidae
Biological process (GO): mitochondrial RNA processing; regulation of mitochondrial mRNA stability
Cellular component (GO): ribonucleoprotein granule; mitochondrial matrix
Molecular function (GO): RNA binding
Source: RefSeq, a predicted model, not a curated record